AUGAAGGAGGCAAAGGUGUUGAGCCUCCUGCCAGAGCAGCACGGGCGCUGCUGCGGGGUCACGGUCCUGCACCAGCUGCGCUUCAACUUCCGUGGCCGUGAAAGCAUCGCACAAGCCUUGUACCUCAGUCUUUUAUUGGCAGUACUAGUUAAAGCCUUUCUUCGGCAUAAGCACCAGCUGGUCCGCGCCGCCUGCGGCUGCGUCCUCGCCGAGGGGCUCCUCACCACCACCUACACCGAGGAGGAGCACCUGCGAGAGGUGGCGUAUUCCCAGAGCACUGGCCAGAAAGCGCAGCUGAGCCGCUGCCUGCAGCGAGGGAUCAGGCGGGUCCAGGAUCUCUGUAAAGUCCUCCAGCUCCCGACGGUGUUUGAGGAAACGGCGGUGUCGUACUUCCAGAGAGCUCUGCAGCACCCCUCCUUCCACCUGGUCAGUCUGGAGAAGAAGGAGCUCCUGGGAGGCUGCUGCGUCUUUGUGACUUGUCGACAGCACAACUGGCCGCUGACGAUGGGGACGAUCUGCUCCCUCCUUUAUGCAAAGCAGGACCUGUUUGCCGGCGUCUACCUGAGCCUUCAGAAGGAGCUCGGGCUCUCUGUGCCGGCCCUGAGCCUGGGGGAUCUGGUGAAGACGCACCUGAACAGUUUUCGGCUAUUCCAGCACGCGGCCGACGUCCCUGCCCCGUUUGUGGAGGACAAGGAAAAGAUGGUCUCCCGAACGAUGCAGAUCGUGGAGCUGGCCAGCGAGACGUGGCUGGUCACUGGCCGUCACCCUGUUCCCAUCGUCACCCGCCUCACCUGCACUUUCGCACGGUUCUGCAAGCUGGCGGGUGUUGAUCUGCCGCCGCCAGCGCACCUGAGGCUGAAGGAGCUUCUCGAGAUCCUCCUGAGAAUGGCCUCCCAGCUCGCGUGGCUGAGGGUGUUUAACAUGGACAAGAAAACAGUGGUGAAGCACAUCGGGGACCUGCUGCAACACCGAAUUUUCCUGUUGAAAAGCGCUUUCUGCAUGGAGGAUGAGGAGGAGCAGCAUGGCGCAGCCCCGGGCGAGGGCUCCCCCAGCUCUCCUCCGGUGGCAGAAAGGGCAGUGCAGGAGGAAGGCUGUCCCUCGGAAGGGAAAUGCCAGCAUGAGAGCGGCCCAAGGCCCUUGCUGCCGCCCUGCCUUAUCAAUCCGAGGAAGAGACUGCGGACAGCAGCCCCGAGUGCUUCGGACUCUGCCAUCACCGGCGACGAGCCCAUCUCCGACAGCGAAAUUGAGCAGUACCUGCGGGGCCCGGAGGAGAUCCGGGCCUUCAGGAAGGCCAAGGCCUGGCCAUGA
This is a messenger RNA of Nipponia nippon (crested ibis), 1308 nucleotides long. RefSeq names its product BRF2 general transcription factor IIIB subunit (gene BRF2). NCBI's taxonomy places the organism in Eukaryota, Metazoa, Chordata, Aves, Pelecaniformes, Threskiornithidae. The record is from RefSeq and is a predicted model, not a curated record. Gene Ontology annotation, biological process: transcription preinitiation complex assembly; DNA-templated transcription initiation. Gene Ontology annotation, molecular function: TBP-class protein binding. Gene Ontology annotation, cellular component: nucleus; transcription preinitiation complex.